AUGGACAUUUUGUUACUCGAGCAACAGCGCAACAUAGAAUUUGGGGCAGCCACCGCCACGCACUGCCCUUAUUGUGCAUUCCAGUGCGGGAUUGAGAUUUCCGGAACUGGCGCUGACGUUCGUAUCGCCGGGGAUGCGGCCUUCCCCGUGAACAAGGGUGCGCUGUGCAUCAAGGGUUGGACCGCCGCCGCCGCGCUGUCUCAUCCAGACCGCCUUACGACUCCCCUGGCGCGUGACCCCAACGGCGUUCUGGUUCCGGUUGGCUGGGAAGAAGCCCUGGACAGGAUCGCCAGCGCUUUCAAAGGCACGCGCGAACAAUACGGCCCCGAUGCCGUGGGUAUUUUCGGCGGCGGGUCUCUCACCAACGAGAAGAGCUACCUGCUCGGCAAGUUCGCCCGUGUUGCCUUGCAGACUGCCAACAUCGAUUACAACGGGCGCUUUUGCAUGUCAUCGGCGGCCGGGGCCAGCAUCCGUUCCCUCGGGCUGGACCGCGGCCUGCCCUUCGCUUUGCAAGACAUCGCCGGCGCCCAGGCCAUCCUCAUGAUGGGCAGCAACUCCGCUGAAACCAUGCCCCCGAUGAUGCAGUAUUUCGAGGAGCAGAAAGCCGCCGGCGGCAAACUCAUCAUCGCCGAUCCCCGCCACACUCCGACCGCCGCCCGCGCCGACCUGCACUUCAGGCUCAUACCGGGCACCGACGCGGCCCUGGCAUUGGGCCUGAUCGGCAAACCCAACAGCGGCUACGGCUGCCUCACCGGACAGGGCGGACGCGAGCAUGGCCAAAAAGCCGACCAACUGCCCGGAUAUCGCCGCAUCGACGAUCCAGCCGCGCGCCAGUACGUGGCAUCCGUUUGGGGCGUUCCGGAAACGAGCAUCCCCGGGCCGGGUAUAUCUGCCUACGAGCUCCUGGACUCGCUGGGACAGGAUGGCGGUGUGCGUUCCCUGAUGGUAAUGGGUUCCAACGUCGUUGUGUCCGCGCCCAAUGCCAACCAUGUUGUCGACCGAAUCAAGGCCCUGGACUUCCUAGUGGUCAGCGAUUUCUUCCUGUCCGAAACCGCCGAACUGGCCGACGUGGUGCUGCCAUCGGCGCAGUGGGCCGAAGAGGAAGGCACCAUGACCAACCUGGAAGGGCGCGUCAUCCGCCGCCAGUUGGCGUGCGAACGUCCCGUCGGUGUAAAGGACGACAUUGACGUGAUCUGCGAAUUGGCGUCCCGCCUGGGCACGGGAGCCUUCUUCGCCUACAAGAACACGGGCGAGAUAUUUACUGAACUGGGCCGAGCAUCGGCGGGUGGCCCGGCCGAUUAUUCCGGAAUCACCUACGAAAAGAUCGACGCCAGUCAGGGCGUCUUUUGGCCCUGCCCCAGCCUGACCCAUCCCGAGCACAUCUCUAUGGUACCACCCGCGCAUGUAAGGUCACGACGAUGCUUCCCAUUCUCGGCGCCUCGUUUCCCGCGUGGUCGCGCACGAAGCCCCUGCGGAACAACCCGACGCCGACUACCCGCUCUUCCUGACCACCGGGCGGACCUGGCGCACUAUCAGUCUGGCACCCAAACUCGUCGCAUCCCCGAACUUCAGGAGAUGAUGCCGGCGCCUCUGGCCGAGAUACACCCGUCGACGGCGCGCCGCCAUCAACUGGAAGACGGUGGGCCGGUAACGUUGCAGACCCGGCGGGGUUCGGCGAAUUUCAAAACCAACAUCUCGCGCAACAUUCGCGAAGAUACGAUCUUCGUGCCUUUCCACUGGGGUGGGAUGCAGGCGGCCAAUCGGCUCACCAACCCGGCCCUGGACCCAAUCAGCAAAAUGCCCGGAUUCAAAGUGUGCGCCGUGCGCAUCCAAAGUACUCCACAUCCAGCCUCCCCCACCGGGGAAGCGGGAAAUCGCCCUUAA
Geodia barretti is the source of this 1884-nucleotide messenger RNA. Lineage: Eukaryota; Metazoa; Porifera; Demospongiae; Tetractinellida; Geodiidae. The record is from the annotation of a GenBank genome assembly.